ACCUUUCUUUCCUUCUUCCUUUCUUCCCUUCUUAUCUCUCCGCCCCGCUACACCUUCCUUCCCUACAACACUCCCCAGCCAUAGUAUGCUGGAUCUUCCCUCAUAACCAUACGCCCCUCCUUCUCCCCCUACCCGCCCACCCACCCUUGCUAUAUAAACACCGCCUAGACACCGCCCGCCCUUUCCUCACCCUUCUUAGACAACCUUCCUUGUAUCAUCACCCUCGUUUUUUUCCUUCUCUUGUAACAACACACGAUCUUCCUUUCGAUCAUCUGCCUCUGUACAUAUCCUCUCCUUCACCCUGUAUCAUAGUCCUCUUCCCUCGAUCAAAAUACACAUAUACAUACACACAUAGCCAUGGUUACCUUUUCAACCGACUACUGGGCCCCCGCCAUGGAGGUCAACGUCCGAAGACGUGCUGAGAAAUCAUCCCUCGCCUCAGGCGCUCAAUCGCCGUUUCUCCACAACGACGAUCACUGGAAUACUCUCCGACAGGUCCCCACAAUCGAAUCCUCAUCCAGUUCCUCCAACAGCGACCACUACGGAAGCGCAGACUCCCACCCGGUCCUCAGAAAGGCCCUCAAUGGAACCAUCAAAUCCAACAAGUCCUCGGAAUCCGCACCCUUGGCUGUCCCGCAGCAGAAGAAGGCUCAUUCGCUGAUCCACAAGAUCUUUCACCACGAACACAAAUCCAGUUCUAGCAGUCCACCUACUUCGCCCGGAGAUCGUGGCAGUAACCCGAUCGAGGAAGAGGUCGACCCUUAUCUGCUGUCGAAUACCAGUCCGUUGGAAAAGAGAAACAUCUUUAGCUUUGUCCAUGGUCUCGGCAAGGGAACAUCACCCUUUGGAAGCGACCGUGGUCUAGCUCAAGGUGGGAGCAAUCAUGCCAACGGCGCUGGUGAAGCAAAAAAGGUCGAGUGCACUCUCCUGAAGAAAUACGGCCUAUGUGAUAAGGGCAACAUUGGUCAGGGUGCGACGGCCGUGGUGCGACUGGCCCACAAGUUAUCCCAUGACGAGGAGUCCGAGAAACUGUUUGCGGUCAAGGAAUUCCGAAAGCGCAGAAAGAACGAGACCGAGAAGGAGUACGUCAAGAAACUGACGAGCGAAUUCUGUAUCUCCUCAACAUUACAUCAUGAGAACAUUGUCGAGACCGUCGAUCUGGUUCAGGACGAACAGCAUCACUGGUGUGAAGUCAUGGAAUACUGCCGUGGUGGUGAUUUGUACAACGCUAUCAAACAAGGAUACAUGUCAAGAGUCGAAAUCGAUUGCUGUUUCAAACAGCUCCUGAACGGAGUUGCCUAUCUUCACUCUAUGGGUGUCGCCCACCGGGAUAUCAAGCCCGAGAACCUGCUUCUGGACGGCAAGGGCCGACUCAAGAUCACGGACUUUGGCGUCUCGGACGUGUUCCGCAUGUGCUGGGAAAAGACACCGCAUCUCUCGAAGGGUCUCUGUGGAUCGGAACCCUACAUCGCACCGGAGGAAUUCAAGACCAAGGAGUACGAUGCUCGGCGGGUCGACAUCUGGGCCUGUGGCAUCGUCUACUACUGCAUGGUUUACCAAGGAAUCCCAUUCCGUGCGGCUACCUCUCAAGAUCCAAAUUAUCAACACUUUUUGGAGAUGCGUGCGGUCAAUAACUAUGAGCCGUUUGAGAAAUUACCACCGGGCUGUCGUAAGCUGAUGAAGAGAAUCCUGGACCCCAAUCCCGAGACGAGGAUCACGAUAGAAGAGAUCAUGGAGGACGAGUGGUUCAAGAGUAUCGAGUCUUGCGCCCAUGGCGAGAACCAGAACCCCCAUCGCCACUUUGGAUCCAGCAUAUAAAGGCGCUUUUCUCUCUCUCUCUCUCUCUCUCUCUCUCACAAAAUAUAAAUAAAAUGCAUCUUUGCAACCCGUACGCUCCUCUUCAUGUUCUGCCGCAAAUAAAAAAAGGCUUUA
Messenger RNA from Gamsiella multidivaricata, 1932 nucleotides. Its product is annotated as kinase-like domain-containing protein. The coding region runs from base 358 to 1818 and encodes 486 amino acids. Lineage: Eukaryota; Fungi; Mortierellomycota; Mortierellomycetes; Mortierellales; Mortierellaceae. The transcript has 2 exons. Gene Ontology annotation, molecular function: protein serine/threonine kinase activity; ATP binding. The record is from RefSeq and is a predicted model, not a curated record. Gene Ontology annotation, biological process: intracellular monoatomic cation homeostasis; protein phosphorylation; intracellular signal transduction.